This is a messenger RNA of Carassius gibelio (silver crucian carp), 641 nucleotides long. RefSeq names its product histone H3-like. Gene Ontology annotation, cellular component: nucleosome. The coding region runs from base 41 to 451 and encodes 136 amino acids. Gene Ontology annotation, molecular function: structural constituent of chromatin; DNA binding; protein heterodimerization activity. NCBI's taxonomy places the organism in Eukaryota, Metazoa, Chordata, Actinopteri, Cypriniformes, Cyprinidae. The transcript has a single exon. The record is from RefSeq and is a predicted model, not a curated record.
AAUCAUUCUAGAAGAAAACAAGACAGGAAACUCGAGAAAAAUGGCAAGAACCAAGCAAACCGCCCGUAAAUCCACCGGAGGUAAAGCCCCGAGGAAGCAGCUCGCCACCAAAGCCGCCCGUAAGAGCGCUCCAGCCACCGGCGGCGUCAAGAAGCCUCACCGCUACAGGCCCGGCACCGUGGCUCUGCGAGAGAUCCGUCGCUACCAGAAGUCCACCGAGCUGCUGAUCCGCAAGCUUCCCUUCCAGCGUCUGGUGCGAGAGAUCGCUCAGGACUUCAAGACGGACUUGCGCUUCCAGAGCUCCGCCGUCAUGGCCCUGCAGGAGUCCAGCGAGGCUUAUCUGGUCGGUCUGUUCGAGGACACCAACCUGUGCGCCAUCCACGCCAAGAGAGUCACCAUCAUGCCCAAAGACAUCCAGCUGGCCCGCCGCAUCCGUGGAGAGCGCGCCUAAACGCCUGACUUCACAAGUCUUGAAACCCUACAAGGCUCUUUUAAGAGCCACUUCAAUUUGUCUAACAAAAAGCAAUUACCUGGAUUUCUGUAAAACAUGCUGUGUGUACAUACAUUGUCAAGUUUUCUUAAUUAUAUUUUCUAGUUUAACAUUUUCAACAUUAAUAAUCUCAUCUAAUAUAUCAAUACGU